Molecule: messenger RNA, 1818 nt
Organism: Sorghum bicolor (sorghum)
Lineage: Eukaryota; Viridiplantae; Streptophyta; Magnoliopsida; Poales; Poaceae
Product: tyrosine--tRNA ligase, chloroplastic/mitochondrial
Exons: 1
Coding region: 72-1562 (496 amino acids)
Biological process (GO): tyrosyl-tRNA aminoacylation
Cellular component (GO): chloroplast stroma; cytosol; mitochondrion
Molecular function (GO): tyrosine-tRNA ligase activity; ATP binding; RNA binding
Source: RefSeq, a predicted model, not a curated record
CCAGCCCUAGCAUAGGUAGGGCCCUAUCACCAGCGCAAGGCCGAAAUCCUUCCUCGUCCUCCUUCCCCACGAUGGCCGCCGCCGCCGCCAUGGCCGCGGCCGCCUCCUCGCGGUCCUUCCUGCGCCCGCACCGUUGCCUCCUCCUCCCCCACACCCACCCGCUUCGCCGCCGCCUCUCCACCAACGCCACUGCCUCCGCUCCCACCUCCACCGCUGCGUCGGCCGGCGUCGUGGACGUGCUCAUGAAGCGAGGGCUCGUCGAGGCCACCACCUCGGAGGCGCUCGCCGCAGCGCGGCCCGGGGAGCUCAAGGUUUACUGCGGCUUCGACCCCACCGCCGAGAGCCUGCAUCUCGGCAACCUCCUCGGCCUGGUCGCGCUCUCCUGGUUCCGCCGAUGCGGCCACACCGCCGUCGCGCUCAUCGGUGGCGCCACGGGCCGCGUCGGCGACCCCUCGGGGAAGAGUUCCGAGCGCCCCGAGCUGGACAUCGCUGCCGUCGAAGCCAACUCCGACGCCAUUAAGUCCCUUGUCGCCCAGAUCCUCGGCCGCGUUCCCGAGCCUGCCCACCAUUCCCACAGCGGUCAAAAAGAGCAGCCUUCGGCCAUUUCAGCGGAUUCAUCACAGAGAAUGGGUUCUUUCGUGAUCCUGGACAACUACGACUGGUGGAAGGAAAUCACGCUGCUGGAUUUCCUGAGAGAGGUGGGCCGUUUUGCACGCGUGGGUUCAAUGAUUGCCAAGGAGAGCGUCAAGAAGCGUCUCGCGUCAGAGGACGGCAUGAGCUACACCGAGUUCACCUACCAGCUGCUGCAGGGCUACGACUUCCUCUAUAUGUUCAAGAAUAUGGGUGUCAAUGUGCAGAUUGGGGGCAGCGAUCAGUGGGGGAACAUCACAGCGGGAACUGAGUUGAUCAGAAAGAUCUUGCAGGUUGAGGGGGCGCACGGACUCACGUUCCCGCUCCUGCUGAAGAGUGACGGGACUAAGUUUGGGAAGACAGAGGAUGGGGCAAUUUGGCUCUCUUCGAAGAUGCUUUCUCCUUACAAGUUCUACCAGUACUUCUUUGCUGUGCCAGACAUCGAUGUCAUCAGGUUUAUGAAGAUCCUGACGUUCCUGAGCUUGGAUGAGAUUGAAGAGCUAGAAGACUCGAUGAAGAAGCCUGGCUAUGUGCCAAACACUGUUCAGAAGAGGCUUGCAGAAGAGGUUACACGAUUUGUUCAUGGCGAGGAGGGACUGGAGGAGGCAUUGAAGGCAACCGAGGCCUUGAGACCUGGCGCUCAAACACAAUUGGAUGCACAAACAAUUGAGGGGAUAGCAGAUGAUGUGCCUUCAUGCUCUUUAGCUUACGAUCAAGUGUUCAAGUCUCCACUUGUUGAUUUGGCUGUUUCCACAGGUUUGCUCACUAGUAAGUCGGCGGUCAAGCGGCUUAUUAAGCAAGGUGGUCUGUACCUGAAUAACGUUAGGAUUGAUAGUGAGGAUAAGCUGGUUGAGGAUGGUGAUAUAGUUGAUGGGAAGGUGCUCUUGUUGUCUGCUGGAAAGAAGAACAAGAUGGUUGUGAGGAUAUCUUGACUACUCUUAUUUGUUCUUUAUAUCUAAUUUUAGACAUUGAGAAGAAAAGUAACAGUGUUGAGUCUACGAGCAUACCGAUUGUUAUAUUGGAGAGGUUGAACAUACAUUCUUUUUGCUCUGCUCAUCUUGUUCAUGAGAACUUUUUGUGUGCUAUCUAUCGGCUUUGAGAAUGGCAUCUGUUUUCUGAUAUCAUGUUAUAGUAUCAAUCCUUUAGAGGAUUCUUUGACCAUCAUCAAUAUCAUAUCAGAUUACAUCA